Cavenderia fasciculata is the source of this 462-nucleotide messenger RNA. RefSeq lists its product as uncharacterized. The record is from RefSeq and is a predicted model, not a curated record. The transcript is spliced from 2 exons. Bases 1 to 462 code for a protein of 153 amino acids. Lineage: Eukaryota; Evosea; Eumycetozoa; Acytosteliales; Cavenderiaceae.
AUGGAUAUGUCGAAAUAUGUUCAAUCUAUGAACAAUGCAUUUGAUAAUUUCUCAAAGAAAUUUGAUGCUUUGGUCAUUUUAGAUGCCAAUACUUCAAAGAGAAUGGCUUCUUCUCCCAAUUGGCAUGCUUCUGACGCAGAACAAGUAAGCAUGGUCAAUGCUUUUAAAGAUACCUCAGUCACUACAUUAUCAUAUGAAGGAAAAGAAUUUAAAAUUCAUCCAAGAUCAUAUGAUCAUGUUCUUACUGCUUACCGAGAGGAAGGAGAUGAUUACCGUCAUUUAAUGCUCAGAAUCGAUGGUGAUGUUGUUGCAGUCGCUUACACUUCCAAUUUCCUGCAAGUAAAUGAGUUAUGGUUGGACAAGGCAAACUUUACCCCAUUAUUUGGUGCGGUCAAAGCAUUUUCUGGUGCUGCAAAGGCUUGUGGUGCUAUUGCUGGUGCCAUCAGUGCUGCAUUUGGUUAA